This is a messenger RNA of Crotalus tigris (Tiger rattlesnake), 2259 nucleotides long. RefSeq names its product olfactory receptor 14A16-like. The record is from RefSeq and is a predicted model, not a curated record. The transcript has 2 exons. Gene Ontology annotation, cellular component: membrane. Gene Ontology annotation, molecular function: G protein-coupled receptor activity; olfactory receptor activity. Bases 281 to 1198 code for a protein of 305 amino acids. Gene Ontology annotation, biological process: G protein-coupled receptor signaling pathway. NCBI's taxonomy places the organism in Eukaryota, Metazoa, Chordata, Lepidosauria, Squamata, Viperidae.
AAUAAUAUAAGACAGAUAGGUAGUAGAUGAUAAUCAGUCCUUUUUAUGUUUUGCAAUGUAGAGCUUCAAAUUCAGCAUGAAAAUUAUGAUCUUUCUCCAGGGAGUGAUUUCUUGAAGCACAGUGAAAAUUAAGGGUGAUGUAACUGUUCUUUCUUUAAAUUCUUCUUAGCAGAAACUUAGAAUCUAUAAAAUGGUAGAAAAGCAUAUGUGGAUUUCUAUUGUCACCUUUCAAGAACAUUUCAAAAUAGAACACAAAUAGUGAAGUAGUCAGAGAAAAGAAAUGGCCAACCAAUCCACUUUGACGGAAUUCCUUCUGAUGGGAUUUUCUGAUGCUCACAAUAUGCAAAUUCUGUAUUUUGCAAUGUUCCUUGUCAUUUAUUUAUUAGCCUUAAUUGGAAAUUUCCUUCUUGGUAUUGCUGUGAUCCUAAACCAGCACCUUCAUGCUCCCAUGUAUUUCUUUUUGGCAAAUUUGUCAUUCUGUGAUGUUUGCUUGAUCUCAACUAUGAUUCCUAAAGCUAUGGAUAUUUGUUUGAGAAACAACAGGAGGAUCUCUUAUAUUGGAUGUGUUGCUCAGGUAUUUUCAGUUUUCACUUUUCUAGGUUCUGAGCUUUCCUUGCUGACUGUCAUGGCUUAUGACCGUUAUGUGGCCAUCUGCCAUCCUCUGCAAUAUACACUAAUGAUGAACUGGGAUGCCUGUUUACAAAUGGCAGCUGCUUCCUGGAUAAGCAAUCUGAUCCAUGCUUUGCUGCACACCAUACUCACUUUCAGGUUAAAUUUCUGCAAAUCCAAUAGAAUUGAGCAAUUUUUCUGUGAUGUUCCUCCUCUUCAAAAGAUUUCCUGUACUGACACAAGAAUUAAUCAAAUUCUAAUUUUGGUUAUAUCAGUCAUUGUAGAUUCAUUUUGUAGUGGACUUAUCUUUAUUUCCUAUGGCAACAUUUUCUUAGUUGUGCUAAAAGUCCCUUCAGUUCAAGGCAGAUAUAAAGCUUUCUCCACAUGUAUUCCCCACCUGACUGUCUUUUCUUUAUUUUUGAUCUCUGCUCUCUUUGCAUAUAUGAGGCCCCAAAGUCUAUCCUCCCACACUUGGUAUUUGCUCUCUGCUGUUAUCUACACAGUUUUCCCCCCAUUCCUCAAUCCCCUCAUUUAUAGUUUCAGGAACAAGGACAUCCAAAAGGCUGUGUGGAGAAUUCUAAAAGCCUAAGAGUAAAAGUUUUAUUUAAAUAGGUCUUUUGUCUUUAUUUAUAAGUAUUAUUUGAAUAGGAUAGAACUGUGCAAUACAAAAUUUUCACAUUAGAGCAAUCAUAGGUCUUCCAAAUGCCUAGAUGCUAAUACUAUCAAAAUGAAAGAAGAAUCAGUUAGAUAUAUUAUAUAGAAUUGUCUUAAUUCUAAAAGACUUGUUUAAUGUACUUUUAGGAAGAGGCAUUGGGGUUAAAUGUGUUGGAUUCAUACUGGAUGCAGUAAUGAAAAUGUAGAGUUUAUCAAGAAAUUAAGACUUUUGGAUGUCUUGUAACUAUCAAAGAUUUGGCUUUCUCUACAAUUUUAGAGAGAUAUUGAGUAGAAUUAUUUAUCUUACUUUAUCAAAAUUUACAUGUUGGGUGAAUAGCCAUGCAUUAUCUUGUUCUGAAUAAUAUGAUUCAUUACUUAUGAUUGACAGUUGAAUUUAUAUUUAAUUUUAAUUUCAUAUAAGUACCAAAUAGGUAUUAAUAAUGAUACAUAGUAAAAUACCUCUAUACAUUUAUUUCUGUUGCUAAGUUUUAUCAUCUACAUUAUUAAGCAAUUUUUUUGACAUUUAUCCUUCAGUUGCUUAAUAAUCCUAAUUAUUCACAUAUUUUUUCACAACUUAGAAUUGUAAAACUGAUAUCAAAUAAUACAUUUUAAAAUAUUUUAAUGACAUUUCAAGAAGCAGAUUAUUUUAAAUGUUCUUCACAGAUUUUACUCUGUACUUCCAUCAAGGUAUUGUGAAUGCUGUGGCAAACUGAACUGAAGCCAUUUUCACUUUGUCUUCAUUGCCACAUAGUUAGAUCAGAAGAAGAAAGGGGGGGUGUAAUUUUCAAGGUCAUUGCUGAUAACAUUUUGGCAGGCUGGAGGGCUGGGAGAAGAGCCUGCAUUUUCUAACAAUUAGCGAAUGUGAUUUAUGACAUCUAAUUUGGAUGGGAAUUGCAACUUGCAACUUUGUAACCAACAGGAGGAGAAUUUAAUCUUGGUUUACCUUUGUAUGUGUCAUUAUUUUGUAGCCAAAUAAAAAUGUUCUUAAUUCCUUGC